Molecule: messenger RNA, 1658 nt
Organism: Argentina anserina (silverweed cinquefoil)
Lineage: Eukaryota; Viridiplantae; Streptophyta; Magnoliopsida; Rosales; Rosaceae
Product: putative protein phosphatase 2C 50
Biological process (GO): peptidyl-threonine dephosphorylation
Molecular function (GO): protein serine/threonine phosphatase activity
Source: RefSeq, a predicted model, not a curated record
CAGGUGAAUUGGGGAUUAGGGAGGUUAAAGUUGGGAUUGUGGCUGUAUUUGAUGGGCAUAAUGGUGCUGAAGCAAGUGAUAUGGCUUCAAAGCUUUUGUUGGAGUAUUUCAUAUUGCAUACCUAUUUUAUUCUUGAUUUAUAUAAAGAUUCAGGAGCAAAAUUGCAACCUGGUAGAGACAUUUAUAUUUCAAGUGGUUUGCUCCGACGGCCUGAAUUGGAUAUUGCAAGGUUUAAGCCUUCUUUGGGAGCAAGGUCCGAUGAUUCGCUUCAUUUUGAUAUUUUGAAAGAAGCAUUGUUGAGAGCAAUUCAUGAUGCUAUAUUUUCUAUGGAAGCAUCUUGGAAAAAUCUUGUUUCGGGUACUACAGCCUCGAUUAUGCUACUUGCUGAUGGUCAUAUAUUAGUUGCCAAUGUUGGGGAGGCUUUUCUGUGCUCAGAAAAAUUGCAAUCUCCUGCUGAGGCUAAAGCUGCUUAUUUGAGGUACAGGCGGGAAAGGCGUGAUGGUGUCAUUACUCCCAUAUCAUCACCCUUAGGAAACUAUAAGAAACAUUUUGAAUUGGCUUCCUCCUCCUCUGGGUUGGUGCAUUUUUUUUCAGUCAAGGAAUUGACAAGAGAUCAUCAUCCAGACAGAGAUGAUGAAAAAUUUCGUGUCGAAACUGCUGGUGGCUAUGUGGAACUUGGUGAUGUGCCUCGAGUAAAUGGCCAGCUCGCUAUUUCCAGAUCUAUCGGCGAUGUAGCUUUCAAAAGGUUUGGCCUUAUCUCUACACCAGAGUUGACAGAUUGGCAACCCCUGACUGUAAACGAUACGUAUCUUGUAGCUGCAUCUGAUGGAGUUUUUGAGAAGCAGAGCCUGCAGGAUGUAUGUGAUUUAUUGUGGGCAGCUCGCAGUUAUGAUUCUGGUAUAUUGGAGUUCUCUUCCUCGCCGUGUUCAUACUCAUUAGCUGACUGCAUCAUUGAUACUGCACUGGAAAAGGGCAGUAUGGAUAAUGUUGCAGCUGUUGUUGUCCCGUUGAUACCUACUUCGUUUUUUAAAGAGUUUUUCAUGGAAAGAUCAGUUUCCGAGAGGGACAGAAACUGUGAGACAUUAGGACUACAAUGCUCCAUGGAUGACUGCUCAGCUAAUGACUCCAAUUAUGAGUUAUGACCAAACAGCAAUAGAAGAUUACUGGUAAAGCCCUGAAUCCAAUCAUCAUUGCCAUCUUAAAAGUAAGCUUUUAUGCCAAAUGGUUUUGUUGAUGUAAUAGCGUUGUAUCAAAGCAUAGGAUAGGAAAAUGGAAGAGAGAGCCACAUUGGUGAUCAAUAGAUCUGGAAUGUUGUACAUAUUCCAGGUCCACUGUAGACAGCUAUACUAUACAUCAUUAACAUAUAUAUAAACAGAGACUGAAAAUCAAUAUAUAUUUCUAGAGUCAAUGGGAAAGUGUGUGUGUGCUGGAAUGUCAUAUCAGUUUUAUUCUUCUUUGAAAUUCUUCUUCUUUUACAGGUCAGAAUUUUGUAGUUUGUGCUUUUGGUAAUACAGUUCAUUAUGAAUUUCAAGAACACUACCCAUUUUUGCUUUGGCUACACUUUGCAUUGGGUACUUUUAAGUUGAGAUGAUAUAUGAGGACCCAGAAAUUAUGUCUCUUGAAAGGAAAUAAAGCGUGGGUCACAAGUUAUAAACAGA